AUGAGUGAUAACGCAUAUCAACUUCAAGCUCCUAGAUUUAUAACGCAGCCUUCUUUUUCUGGAAACAUAGUUCCCGAGGGAAGGAUAAAAAUUUUACAAUGUCAAGCUCGUGGUUUUCCACAACCGGAAUACAAAUGGCUCAAAGAUGGUUUGUCCAUAAGUGAUUUUUCAUCGGAAUUAUUUUACCGGAUACACGGGAUCAAAAGGGAAGAUGCGGGAAGUUAUCAGUGCAUAGCGAAAAAUGACGUCGGUUCAAUAUUCAGUCAAAAAAGUGACGUCAGCGUUGCCUAUAUGGGAGGUUUUGAAGAUUUAACGGAGAGAACAAUGAGCGUCGAGUCUGGCGAGGCAGCCAUUUUGAAUCUUCCACAAAUCGAAAGUCAUCCACAACCUUCUGUCAUAUGGAAAUCGGAUUCCGGGAGUUUGCCUUACGAUCGAAAAUUUGCCGUGACUACGGAUCAUCGUCUCGUCAUACUUUCAACAUCUUCGGAAGAUCAAAAAUCUUAUCGAGCUCACGUCACGAAUACGCAAUUGGGAAAAGAAGAAAUGAGUGGAUUUAUAAGACUUUUAGUGACCGGAGAUGAUAAUAGAGAAAUAGCACCGGAAAUAAUAAUAAAACCACAAAAUUUGACUAUUGUUAAGGGUAUAUCGUACACGUUUACCGAUCCUUGGAACAAAACCUUAUCUUUACUAUCGGUCAAUUUAACCCACACUGGAAAAUACACAUGCCAAGUUCGGCUGAGAACUGGAGGUUUUCCAACCGUGACCUCCUCCGCAAACGUCGUUGUUUACGAAAAACCUUCUUUUGCUUCGAAUAUGAAAACGGAAACACUCGGAGAAUACGGAUCGCCCAUCACGCUACCGUGCGAAGCCGUUGGCAUACCCGUACCUAAAAUAACGUGGUAUAGAAAUUCGGAAAAAUUAAAUAUUCUCCCCAACGGUGGUCAGCAGUACACUCUUCAAGAAGAUGGUUCUUUGCUCAUUAAAAAGUUGAGAAUGGAAGAUACGGGAAUGUUUCAAUGUCUCGCAUCGAACGAAGCUGGAGAAGAUUCCGCGUACACGUGGUUAAAAGUAAAAACUGCUGCUCCUGUCAUGGAAAAUCCUCCGGUAAACGUAACAAUAUUGGAUGGAAAAGAUGCCAUCAUGUCUUGCGGUGCCGUCGGAGCUCCAACUCCGAACGUUACGUGGUAUUACAGGGAUUUAGAUCAAGUCGAACCAUCCGGUCGAAUACAAAUAUUAGAAUCUGGAGAUCUUUUAAUAGCCGAUACGAGAGAAUUCGAUGCUGGAAAAUAUACGUGCGUUCGUAUGAACGAAGCAGGUUCAGUUCAAGCUUCCGCUUAUUUGGGAAUUCUAGUCAGAACACAAAUAAUUCAACCUCCCGUGGAUACCAGAGUACUUCUUGGUCACACGGCUACUCUUCAAUGUAAAGUAUCCGGAGAUCCUUCCGUGCCUUACAACAUAACGUGGUAUCACAACGAGGAAAAAAUUGUCGAAGGGAGCAGUUCUCGAAUAUUCACUCAUCCAGAUGGCACACUUGAAAUUCAAGCUGUUCGUGCUUCCGACGUCGGAGAAUAUUCUUGUUCUUUGCGGUCGCCCGGCGGUAACGAGACUAGAAACGGAAAAUUAAACGUUAUUGAAUUGCCCUUUGCUCCUCUCAAUGUAAAAGCCGAACGGUUUCCGUCGGUAUCUCAAAGAGCGGUAAACGUUAGCUGGACUCCAGGUUUCGACGGUAACAGUGCUAUAGUUAAAUACAUUAUCCAAAAGAGAGAAGUUUCCGAUUUGGGUUCGGAAAUUUUCAUGAAUUGGGUCACGGAACUGAGUAACGUGUCUGCAGACCAAAAAUGGGUUUUGCUGACAAAUUUAAAAGCGGCAUCAUCCUACCAUUUCCGCGUGUCUGCGGUUAAUAGCGUUGGCGAAGGUUCUCCCUCAGAACCCAGUAAUCUCGUAAUUCUUCCGCAAGAAGCGCCAUCGGGUCCUCCUUUGGGGUUCGUCGGCUCUGCGAGAUCUUCUUCGGAAAUUAUCGUACAAUGGCAGCCUCCCCUCGAAGAACAUCGUAACGGUCACAUAUUAGGUUACAUCAUUCGUUUUCGAUUAUUCGGUUACAACGAGAGCCCGUGGACCGUGAGAAAUAUAACAAAUGAAGCUCAAAAAAAUUACCUUAUACCUGAUUUGAUUACGUGGAAAGAUUACGUCGUUCAAAUAGCUGCUUACAAUAAUAAAGGAGUUGGAAUAUUUACCGACGGUAUUAAAAUAAAAACACGAGAAGGAAUUCCCGAAGCACCUCCUGCACAAGUUCGCGUCGUGGCCGUUAAUUCCACUGCCAUCAAAGUUUGGUGGAAACCUCCUAAUCCGCAAAAAAUAAAUGGAAUCAAUCAAGGAUACAAAUUGCAAGCUUGGAAAGAUUCGGUUGAAUAUAAAUCCAUGACGGUACCUCCGAGCCUGUUUGAUCCUUUGGCCGAACAAAAUGCUAUAAUGAACGGUUUAGAAAAAUUUACGGAAUACAACAUUACGGUCCUGUGUUUUACGGAUCCCGGGGAUGGGAAAAAAAGCACUCCCGUGUACAUAAAAACUAAAGAGGAUGUGCCCGAAGAAGUGUCAAGUUUACAAUUUAAUGAUAUAAGCGAUCGUUCCGUACGAGUGGUUUGGUCUCCUCCAAGUAAAAGUAAUGGUAUCCUCCGUGGUUUCAAUUUAAUUUACAUGAUAAAAGAUAAACCUGAAACAACCAAGGUUUUAAAUUUUUCAUCCGAAACCCACAGCGUUCGAGUGGAGCAUUUACAAGCCACCACGCAUUACAGGUUUGAAGUUUCUGCUUGGACAUCCGUCGGAUCGGGACCUUCUAAAGUCGCAACAAUACAAUCGGGUGUCGAACCCGUUCUUCCAACUCCUCCGACACGUUUAGCCGUGACCAAUAUUGAAGCGUUUUCCGUCGUUCUUCAGUUCACUCCCGGCUUCGAUGGAAAUUCUUCGAUUACCAAGUGGAUUGUAGAAGGUCAAACAGCAAGAAAUUUAUCUUGGUUCAACGUUUUCGAAGUUUCCGAUCCCGACGCAAGUACCAUCACCGUGACUGAUCUUGUUCCUUUCACAACUUAUAGACUAAGACUUAUAGCGAAAAAUGUCGUCGGUACGUCUGAACCGUCGGAACCCACUAAAGAAUUUCAAACGAUACAAGCACCUCCAGCUCAUCCACCGCGAAAUGUAACAGUGAGGGCGAUGAGUGCCACGGAAUUAAGAGUUAGAUGGAUUCCACUUCAACAAAUUGAAUGGUUCGGAAAUCCUCGGGGUUACAAUAUUACUUUCACCGAAAUUAAUUCAUCGAAUCAGAGAAGUGUCAUUAUUGAAGAUCACACGGCAAAUUCUCACAUAUUAGAGCAUUUGGAAGAAUUUGCUCUGUACGAAAUAACAAUGUCUUCUUUUAAUGACGUUGGAAAUUCCGAGCGUAGUCCGCCGGCUAUCGAGCGUACGAGGGAAUCUGUGCCAUCGUUUGGUCCUAUGAAUGUUGAAGCUAACGCUACGUCAUCGACUACGAUUGUCGUCAAGUGGGGAGAAGUUCCUAAAGAACAUCAAAAUGGUAUCAUCGAAGGAUUUAAAGUUUACUAUGCUGCAAACGCUCGAGCGCCGUUUCUUUUUAAAAACAUACCAAGCAAUUCAACGUUCACAACCACUCUUACGGAAUUGAAAAAAUUUGUGGUAUACCACGUUCAAGUGAUGGCUUAUACCAGAUUAGGAGAUGGCACUCUGAGUACGCCUCCUCUUAGAGUACAAACUUUUGAAGAUGUUCCUGGACCGCCAUCGAAUGUAUCAUUUCCCGACGUGUCGUUUACAACUGCUAGAAUAAUAUGGGAUGAGCCCUACGAUCGAAAUGGCGAAAUAUUAGCGUACCGAAUCAAUUAUCAUUUGGAUUCAUUCACGAAUAAUAAUUUUUCACGGGAAUUCCCACCGUCACGAAGAACAUUUACGGCCACCGGUCUAGAUGCGGAACAGUAUUAUUUGUUUUCCGUAGCUGCUCAAACCAGGUUGGGCUGGGGUAAAACCGCGUACGCUCUAGUUUUUACGACUAAUAAUAGAGAAACGCCACAACCGCCAUCCAUGCCGCAAAUCAGUAGAAGUCAAGUACAAAGUGAAACUCUCACCUUUAGUUGGACUCCUGGACGUGAUGGAUUUGCUCCGUUAAGGUACUAUACUGUUCAGCAAAUGGAAGGUAACGGUCCUUGGUUAACAGUGCCGGAAAGAGUAGAUCCACAAUUCACUUCUUACACGGUCGUCGGUUUAAAACCGUUCACGACGUACAGAUUUAGAAUUCAAGCAACGAACGAUAUUGGACCGAGCGGAUGGAGUCCUGAAUCAACCGAAAUAAGAACGUUGCCCGCAGCUCCAAGUAAAGGUAUCAGUAAUUUGAGAGUCGUCCCAAUCACAACCACCAGUGUCCGCGUUCAUUGGACUCCGAUCGAAGAAAUGUAUUGGAGUGGAGAUGAAGAGACUGGUGGCUAUAGAAUCAUAUACCAGCCCGAAUCUGAUUUUUUAACUGCUUUAAAAGCUACUCCAAAGGAGGACAUCCUCGGUAUAAAGAACGAUAAAGUAGUUCUUACUGAUUUGACGAGAGACAAAAACUACGAAAUUAUCGUCGUGCCUUUCAAUUCUCAAGGAGAUGGACCGCCGAGUCCUCCUGUAACGGUUUAUGUGGGUGAAGCCGUUCCCACCGGCGAGCCGCGAAAUUUAGAAUGCGAACCUGUUUCGUCGACUGAAGUUCGCUUAAAAUGGAUUCCGCCCAUACAAAGUCAACAAAAUGGAGACCUCCUCGGCUAUAAGAUUUUUUAUCUCGUCACUAACUCUCCCCAAGAAAUAGACAGGAAAACUGAAGAAGAGAUCGAAGUCGUUCCAGCCACUUACAAUUCGCACAGUCUCGUAUUUUUAGACAAAUUUACCGAGUACAGAAUACAAAUGCUCGCUUUCAAUCCUGCUGGAGACGGACCCAGAUCGGCUCCCGUAACGGUUAAAACUUUACAAGGAUUGCCUGGACCUCCCAUAGAUUUGGCAUUUUCCGAAAUAACCAUGAGUAGUUUGAGAGUGUCGUGGAAUCCUCCCAAAAAAAGAAACGGAGAAAUCAUUGGUUACAUUGUUACGUACGAAACGGCAGAGCAAAACGACAAAUUUAGCAAACAGGUUAAGCAAAAAGUUACCGAUACCAACUUAUCGGUGCAAACGUUAGAAGAAGAAGUCACGUACACGUUUACAGUCCGUGCACAAACUUUAGACUACGGACCACCUGUGGUGGGAAACGUCACGACGGGACCUCAAGAAGGUUCUCCGGUAAAACCGAAAGAUUUGCAACUGGGUAAAACGGUUUCGAGCAUAGAUUUACACUGGGCCAACGGUCCCUCCGGUAAAGGCCCCAUAUUGGGGUAUUACAUUCAAAGUAAACGUAAAGAUGACACUCGGUGGCAAACGGUCACGCGAACGAACAACGGUCCACUCCAAGAUUUCACCAUCUCCUAUCAAAAUCUCCUACCGUCCACUUCGUACAAUUUCAGAGUCAUAUCGUAUAAUAAAUACGGAAUCAGUUAUCCGGCUUAUUCCGAUGAUGUGAUUUUAACUCCGUCCAAAUUGUACCUCGAAUACGGUUAUUUGCAACAGAAACCUUUUUACCGUCAGACUUGGUUCAUGGUUGCAUUGGCAGCCUCUUCCAUUAUUAUCAUCAUAAUGGUCAUAGCUGUUCUCUGUGUGAAAAGUAAAACGUACAAAUAUAAACAAGAAGCUCAGAAAACUCUAGAAGAAUCCAUGGCCAUGGAUAUGGACGACAGACAAGAGUUGGCGGCGGAACUUUACAGGACGAGACACACCGGAAACGUUGGAACUCUCGGUAAGCGUGGAACGUUAGCGAGGAAAUCCAUGUUGGGACCGCCGCAAGUCAUGGUCGGAAAAUCUCCUCCCCGUCCGUCUCCCGCCUCGGUCGCGUAUCAUUCCGACGAGGAAAGUCUCAAGGGAUACGAUGAAAAUCCCGACGACAGCAGCGUGACGGAAAAACCCUCGGAAUUGAGUUCGACCGACUCUCAAUCGGAUACGGAAAAUGAAAGCGUUCGUUCGGAUCCUCAUUCUUUCGUCAAUCACUACGCGAACGUGAACGAUUCCCUGAGACAAUCGUGGAAAAGACAGAAACCCGUUCGUAAUUAUUCGAGUUAUACGGAUUCGGAACCUGAGGGAAGCGCUGUCGUGAGUUUAAACGGUGGUCAAAUAAUAAUGAACAACAUGGCGAGAUCACGUGCUCCAUUACCCGGAUUUUCUUCGUUCAUAUAG
Pediculus humanus corporis (human body louse) is the source of this 6288-nucleotide messenger RNA. Its product is annotated as protein sidekick precursor, putative. Gene Ontology annotation, molecular function: protein binding. Lineage: Eukaryota; Metazoa; Arthropoda; Insecta; Psocodea; Pediculidae. Gene Ontology annotation, biological process: cell-cell adhesion. Bases 1 to 6288 code for a protein of 2095 amino acids. The transcript is spliced from 26 exons. The record is from RefSeq and is a predicted model, not a curated record.